Acipenser ruthenus (sterlet) is the source of this 1443-nucleotide messenger RNA. RefSeq names its product cyclin-dependent kinase inhibitor 1B-like. NCBI's taxonomy places the organism in Eukaryota, Metazoa, Chordata, Actinopteri, Acipenseriformes, Acipenseridae. The coding region runs from base 332 to 937 and encodes 201 amino acids. Gene Ontology annotation, cellular component: nucleus; cytoplasm. Gene Ontology annotation, molecular function: cyclin-dependent protein serine/threonine kinase inhibitor activity; protein-folding chaperone binding. Gene Ontology annotation, biological process: negative regulation of cell population proliferation; regulation of cell cycle; G1/S transition of mitotic cell cycle. The transcript is spliced from 3 exons. The record is from RefSeq and is a predicted model, not a curated record.
UGUCAAUCAAUUUCUUCGUAGUCAGCCUCCCUUCAAUCGCCAUAUUGGGUUGCCUACAGAAAAGGCUUGUCUUUUUUUCCCCUUGUCUUUUACUAUAAGACGAAUUUGACAGGAGUGGCAUUUGCAGUUGCACGUUAUUUUUCAUGAUCCUCCGAAUUUGCAUUUGCUCGCAUUGGCCUUUUAAUUUAUUGUAUUAUUUUUACUUCCGGUAAUUGCAGAUUCCUUUGCGUUUCUGAUAGUAUUUUUGCGUGUGUUGUGAUCGUUUUGUGGGAAGAGAGAAAAAAAGCCCCAAGAGGUUGUUUUUUUGUUUGUUUGUUUUUAAGUUGGAAAAAUGUCAAACGUCCGUAUUUCAAAUGGUAGUCCGACUUUGGAAAGAAUGAAUGCAAGGCAGUCCGAUCAUCCUAAACCUUCGGUUUGCAGGACGCUUUUUGGCACGGUGGAUCACGAAGGGUUAAAGGGCGAUUUAAAGGGACAAUUGCAUGAACUCGAAGCGGCGUCGUGCGCGAGAUGGAAUUUCGAUUUCGUAAAUCACAAGCCAGUGAAGCCGGGGAGGUACGAAUGGGAAAUUGUGGAUGAUAAAGAAGUGCCUGGUUUUUACACCAGAACCUAUUCCUCAUCUAAGAGGAUUUCUUCUUCUGUGAAAAACAAAUGGGAUCUUAAUGGGAAUCAUAAUGGUGCUGUGAGUCCAUGUCAGCGAAACAUAGUCGGACUCGGAGAGAGACUUUCCGACGAGCAGAAACUCGAAAGGCUGCAAAGUCAGGUGGACUGUCAAGAGUAUUGCACUGGGCAAAGGAAAAGACCGGCUACUAACAAAUCGACCUCGCAGAGUAAAAGAGCCAAUUCUGGCACCACAGACGAAGUCUCAGGAGCGAAGGUCCCAAAUGUAAGCUCGGUCGAGCAGACGCCCGGGAAACGUAGUCCACGACAAAAUACGUAAACAGAGCUGAAGAUCUGAAUUCCUUGUUCAUGGAAUAGGACAGUGCUGGGUGAAGCAAACGGGGAAUGCAGUUAAGGAAGAUAAUUAUCGUUGCUCUCCCAGUUAGAUACUGUACAAGCACUGAAAAAAACAACACUAAAUUCUGGCACUCCAACAAAUAAAUAUAAAAACUGCCUCUAAAGCGGUGUAUGUAGCAGCGUGCAAUUAGGUUUUUCCUUAUUUGCUAAUUUGUUUUCUUACUACCUUUUUUCUGAUUUAUAUGUAGCACAUAAAAUACAUAUAUAUAUAUAUAUAUAUAUAUAUAUAUUUCUGAUACAAAGUUUGAGUGGACUUUACAAGUUGCAGUGUAGUUUUUUAAAAUGUAUUUUAUAUUGCUGUUUUAUAAGGUGUUGCAAUGACCUUUUUUGAUAAACAACUUGUUCUGAAGAAGAAAUAUAACCGGAAAUAAUAAUGUAGAUGUACAAGAAAAAUUAAAAUAUAAAGUGCUCUAUGCAACAAUGAUACAA